Papaver somniferum (opium poppy) is the source of this 1098-nucleotide messenger RNA. Its product is annotated as G-type lectin S-receptor-like serine/threonine-protein kinase At1g11330. The transcript has 4 exons. The record is from RefSeq and is a predicted model, not a curated record. Gene Ontology annotation, molecular function: protein kinase activity; ATP binding. Bases 109 to 1098 code for a protein of 329 amino acids. Lineage: Eukaryota; Viridiplantae; Streptophyta; Magnoliopsida; Ranunculales; Papaveraceae. Gene Ontology annotation, biological process: protein phosphorylation.
AGGAGUGUGGAAUGGGAAAAGAAGCGGAGAUACAGAAAAAAGAAGAAGAAAAACACGAGAAGAUCAUUUGUCUAGUACAGUUAUGGAAGAGAACCUUCAGAUUCAGAGAUGCUAAUUGGAGAAAACACUGAACUCAAACUUAUCGAUUUAAAAACACUAGCUAUUGCAACAAACAAUUUUAGUGAAGCUAAUAUGCUUGGGCAUGGCGGUUUUGGACCAGUGUAUAAGGGAACGUUGCGUCAAGGACUGGAGGAGCAAGAAAUAGCUGUGAAAAGGCUGUCUAAGAACUCUGAACAAGCCUUGCAGGAAUUUAAAAACGAAGUCUUGGUGAUCUCUAAACUGCAGCAUCGAAAUCUCGUCAGACUGCUCGGCUGCUGCACCUAUGGAGAAGAGAAGAUGUUGAUUUAUGAAUACAUGCCCAACAAAAGCCUGGAUGCAUUUCUCUUCGAUCCUAAAAUGCAAGGAGUGUUUGAUUGGAAAAGGCGGUUCGAAAUAAUCCUAGGGAUAGGUAAAGGGAUUCUUUACCUUCACAGGGAUUCUAGACUAAGAGUCAUCCAUAGAGAUCUCAAAGCUAGCAACAUUCUGUUGGACGAGGAAUUGAAUCCUAAGAUUUCAGACUUUGGCAUGGCACGGAUAUUCGGAGGCAAUGAACGACUGCAAGCAAAUACUCGAAAGGUUGCUGGAACAUUUGGAUACAUGUCCCCUGAGUACGUGAUAGAGGGAAGAUUUUCGGAAAAAUCCGAUGUUUUCAGCUUUGGAGUGUUGUUGCUAGAGACUGUGAGUGGAAAAAAGAACUCUAGUCUCUGCGAUCAGGAACUAUCAUUGAGGCUUUUAGGACAUGCAAGUGUUCAAUUCAUAUCUCCAGUCGUCUGUUCUGCUUCCUCCAACAUUGUGUUUUCCUUUCCUGAUCAAGUAAACGAUUUCUCGGAGAUAUUAUUUCAGGCAUGGCAGCUGUGGAACGAGAACAAUGCACUUUCGCUAGUCGACCCAACAUUGGUGUUGUCCGAACCAUCUUUUGAGGUUGAAAUAUUAGGAUGCAUUCAUGUGGGUUUGUUGUGUGUAGAGGAAUUCUUCCUGCAUACUCUCUAUGCUUACUAG